Messenger RNA from Oldenlandia corymbosa var. corymbosa, 594 nucleotides. Lineage: Eukaryota; Viridiplantae; Streptophyta; Magnoliopsida; Gentianales; Rubiaceae. The record is from the annotation of a GenBank genome assembly.
AUGAGGCCUCCCAGAGGGCGUGGCGGCGGUGGAGGAUUCCGGGGAGGCAGAGACGGUGGUCGUUUCGGCUCCAGAGGUGGAGGCGGUCGCUUUGGCGGUCGAGGACCCCCUCGUGAUGAAGGCCCUCCGGCUGAAGUCGUAGAAGUUUCUGUAUUUGUGAAUGCUUGUGAGGGGGACGCUGUCACUAAGCUCACCAAUGAAAAAAUACCAUACUUUAAUGCCCCUAUUUACCUUCACAACAAGACCCAGAUUGGCAAAGUUGAUGAGAUUUUCGGACCCAUCAAUGAAUCCUUCUUUUCAAUUAAGAUGAUGGAAGGGAUUGUUGCCUCCUCUUAUUCAGCUGGGGAUAAGUUCUUCAUUGAUCCUGCUAAGCUUUUGCCCCUUUCCAGAUUCUUGCCUCAGCCCAAGGGAGCAGCACAAGCUGGAGGUAGAGGUGGAGGGCGCGGUGGAGGAAGGGGAGGUGGUGGCUUUCGUGGAAGAGGUGCUCCUCGCGGCAGAGGCUUUACACCUCGCGGCGGAAGAGGUGCACCCCGUGGAAGAGGUUUCACACCUCGCGGCGGCGGCGGCGGUUUUAGGGGUAGGGGAAGAUCAUAG